Strongylus vulgaris is the source of this 1043-nucleotide messenger RNA. NCBI's taxonomy places the organism in Eukaryota, Metazoa, Nematoda, Chromadorea, Rhabditida, Strongylidae. The record is from the annotation of a GenBank genome assembly.
UCAUACGAAGGAGCGGAGAAUGCGACUGGAAAAGGAGUGUUACGACCGAUUCCUUAUGGACCCGUAAAUGAGAAUUCGGCAUUUAUUUUCAUUGGUGGUGUCCCACGUUCCGGAACAACAUUAAUGCGAGCCAUGUUGGACGCGCAUCCAGAUGUGCGCUGUGGCGAAGAAACCCGUGUGAUACCAAGAAUAUUGGGAUUGAGGGCGCAGUGGAAAAAGAGUGAGAAGGUCAGCUACUUAACGCUACCUUUUGAGGAAUGGAAUCGCUUACAACAAGCGGGUGUUACCAAUGAAGUAAUCAAAAGUGCAAUCAGUUCCUUCAUUAUACAGGUCAGUCCCAUAUUUUUCGUUUUCUCUUUAAUACAAACUUUUUUUGCUGCAUUUUUUCAGACAGUGAUAGCCGGACAUGGCGCUCCAGCUCCUCGUCUUUGUAACAAGGACCCAUUCACGAUGAAGUCGGCUGCAUUUUUAUCGGAAAUGUUUCCAAAUGCUCGAUAUAUUUUCAUGAUUAGGGAUGGUCGAGCAACUGUACAUAGUAUCAUAUCAAGAAAAGUUACCAUUACCGGCUUCGAUUUAAAUGACUAUCGUCAAUGUAUGACGAAAUGGAACACAGCGAUAAGCGCUAUGAAUGAUCAGUGCGAUGCCGUAGGAGACAAAUGCCUGAGGGUUUAUUAUGAACAAUUGGUAUUGCAUCCUGAACCACAGAUGAGGCGAAUUUUAAAGUUUCUUGAUUUGCCAUGGAAUAGUAGCGUUCUUCAUCAUGAGCAGUUCAUUGGCAAGGAUAUCUCGUUGUCAAAUGUUGAAAGGAGUUCCGAUCAGGUGGUGAAACCAAUUAAUGUGGAUGCACUAUCGAAAUGGGUUGGCUAUAUCCCCGAAGAUGUUGUGAAAGAUAUGGAUGAAAUUGCUCCAAUGCUUCGGCAGCUUGGCUACGAUCCAAAUGCGAAUCCACCGAAUUAUGGUACUGUUACAUAUGCGGACAUACAUGUUACGUAUUGGGAUAUCACUAUAGCUUAUAGCGGGGCAAAAUUCGAUGAAAUUUAACU